Molecule: messenger RNA, 2391 nt
Organism: Neoarthrinium moseri
Lineage: Eukaryota; Fungi; Ascomycota; Sordariomycetes; Amphisphaeriales; Apiosporaceae
Exons: 4
Coding region: 1-2391 (796 amino acids)
Biological process (GO): protein quality control for misfolded or incompletely synthesized proteins; glycoprotein catabolic process; protein deglycosylation
Cellular component (GO): cytosol; nucleus
Molecular function (GO): carbohydrate binding; peptide-N4-(N-acetyl-beta-glucosaminyl)asparagine amidase activity
Source: RefSeq, a predicted model, not a curated record
AUGGCCCUACACCCGCCAAUAUGGUGUCUCCUUCUCGCCUGCUCGGCAGCAGCAUCUGGUACAACAUUGCUCGCAAGAAACACCUCCAACAAUGGUUAUGAUUUCGUGGACCCGCUGAUUGGAACUCUCAAUGGAGGCCAUGUUUUCGCUGGGGCUACGUUGCCAUUUGGGAUGGCAAAAGCUGUGGCAGAUAGCACCCAGGAUAAUCAAGGAGGUUAUGCAUCCAAUAGAAGUCCUAUCUCAGGGUUCUCUCACAUGCACGACUCGGGCACUGGCGGAGCGCAAUCUUUGGCCAACUUCCCUAUAUUUCCCUACCCUGGGUGCAAGGGAGACGACAUAAAUGGAUGUAUAUUUCCAAAGACCAAGCGAUCCGUUGCACCUGUAAACGGAAGCGUGUCUGCUCGCCCUGGAUAUUUUACCAUUGACCUCCAGUCCGGGAUAAGGGCUGAAAUAACCGCUGCCAAUCAUACAGCACUGUACAAGUUCACCUUUUUCGGCAACGCUACAGGAAAUGCUACGGUUGAUGCUCCUCUGAGUCCGCUAUUCAUCAUAGAUCUGACAGAUCUACCUGACACAAGGCAGAGCGGUUCGGCAGCUGUAGACCCAGAGACUGGCAGGAUGACGGGAACGGGGAAAUUCAACCCCAGUUUCGGAAUCGGCAGCUACGAUGCAUAUUUCUGUGCCGAUUUCAAAGGCGGUUCUAUUCGAGAUAACGGUGUCUUCACCAACACUAGGGCUGCAAACGACCCCAAGAAUAUCACCGUAGCCAAGGACAACAACGAUCCGCCACUUCCAGCCGGAACGUGGCUGUGGUUCGACCCCGUUGAGUCAGGACCGACGGAAGUGAUAGCAAGAGUCGGUGUCUCGUUCAAGAGUACCCAGCAGGCUUGCUCGAAUUCUGAGGCCGAGAUACCAACUUUCGAUUUUGACGCCACGUUAUCAGCAGCUGAGAGAAUUUGGAGGGAUAAGCUGUCGGUGAUCAGUAUCGACGCUACUGGUGUCGAUGAAUCGCUACAAACCACCUUUUGGAGUGGCAUAUACCGAGCGAUGUUAAGCCCCCAGGACUAUACCGGCGAAAACCCACUGUGGGAUUCUGAUGAGCCGUACUAUGAUUCUUACUACUGCAUCUGGGAUUCGUUCCGCAGCAUACAUCCUUUCAUUACACUAGUGGACCCCUACUCGCAGACACAGAUGAUCCGCUCUCUUAUCGAUAUUUACCGACAUGAGGGAUACCUCCCUGACUGUCGCAUGUCCCUCUGCAAAGGGUUCACGCAAGGUGGAUCGAAUGCCGACGUUGUUCUUGCUGACUCGUUCCUCAAGAACAUUACGCAAGACGUCGACUGGGCGACUGGCUACGAGGCACUUGUCAAAGAUGCCGAGGUCGAGCCUCAGGUCUGGGAUCUUGAGGGCCGCGGCGGUUUGCGGAGCUGGAAGAGCCUUGGUUACAUCCCUGCAGACGACUUCGAUCCCGACGGAAACGGACUCUUCACUCGAAGUAUCAGCAGGACUGUGGAAUAUGCCUAUGAUGACUUCUGCAUCAGUGAAGUCGCCCAAGCCAUGGGGAAGCAAGGAGAUCGCGAAAAAUACCUACAGCGGUCCGGCAAUUGGAUGAAUCUCUACAACCCGGAUCAGACUUCUAGCAUCAAUGGCACAGACACGGGUUUCAAGGGGUUUCUGCAGCCCAAGUAUCUCAACCAGUCGUAUGGGUACCAAGAUCCUGCGUAUUGUAGUCCCCUGCUUAAUUUCACGUCCUGCUAUUUGAACCCGGGUGGCAGCGAGACAUACGAGGGUAGCAGCUGGAUGUACACAACCUUCGCGCCACAUGAUAUGGCCCGCCUGAUCACCACGCUUGGCGGGCCCGACGCCUUUGUCCGCCGCCUCGAUUACCUACAUGAGAGUGGGCUACUAUACAUAGGUGACGAGCAAGCGUUUCUGCCCGUGUUCCAGUACCACUAUGCUGGGCGACCCGGCAAGUCCUCGGCGCGCAUCCACGCCUACAUUCCAUCCCAGUUCAACACAACCACGGCCGGCAUCCCCGGGAACGACGACUCAGGCGCCAUGGGAAGCUUCGUCGCGCUGUCGAUGCUGGGUGUUUUCCCUAACCCAGGCCAGGACGUGUACUUCAUCACACCGCCGUUCUUCCCCUCGGUAUCGAUCAAGAACCAGCAGACGGGCAAGACGGCCACGAUCCGGAACUUGAACUUUGACCCGGCGUACACCAAUAUAUACAUCCAGAGUGCGACCUUGAACGGCGCCCCGUACUCGCGUAACUAUCUAACCCAUAGUUUCUUCCUCGAAGGCGGCACGCUGGAGCUCACACUUGGGCCUGUGGAGAGCACGAGCUGGGGAACUGGGGAAGGAGAUAUACCGCCAAGCUAUGGACCAACUUGA